Molecule: messenger RNA, 1743 nt
Organism: Colletotrichum costaricense
Lineage: Eukaryota; Fungi; Ascomycota; Sordariomycetes; Glomerellales; Glomerellaceae
Exons: 5
Coding region: 1-1743 (580 amino acids)
Molecular function (GO): dipeptidyl-peptidase activity
Source: RefSeq, a predicted model, not a curated record
AUGGCGCCACUUAUCGUCAACAACAUUGAAGUCAUCCAGACCCCCACUAUCCCUCCAGCAUGGCCAACUCCCAAAGAGCCUUCCCGCGUGGAGCUCUCAAGCGGAAGUCAAAAGACCCCAGAGCAUCGUCCGCUCCCGUGCGACAUCAUCCUUGAGCGGGACCAGCCGUUGACGCUGCGCGACGGGACCCGCAUCCGGAUUGACAUCUUUCGGCCGAAGACGGACGAGAAGGUCCCUGCCAUCCUGAUGUGGUCGCCUUACGGGAAGACUGACACGGGCACCCUGAAUCUCCACGCAGUUCCUUUACGAUGUGGCGUUCCCCUGAGCAAACUAUCGGGUUACGAGUCGUUCGAGGGACUAGACCCCGCUGAAUGGGUGCCGAAAGGCUAUGCCAUCAUCAACGCAGACGCCAGAGGAUGCGGUGACUCUGAAGGCGACAUGAGGUCGUGGGGUACCCCAGAGGGCCAAGACGGCCACGACGCCAUUGAGGAUAUCGCCAAGCUGCCCUGGUGCACAGGCAAGGUCGCCAUGGCUGGCAACUCAUGGCUUGCGCUGUGUCAGUGGUACAUAGCCGCCGAGAGGCCGCCUCACUUGGCGUGUAUUGCCCCUCUGGAGGGUGCGAGCGAUCAUAUGCGCGAGAGUCUGUGCCGUGGCGGGAUUCCUUCGAUUGGGUUCGGGUCGAUGAUUAACAAUGUGGUUCGUGGUCGUGGUCAGCAAGAAAACAGCGUCGAGAUGCUGCUUAAGCACGGGCAGGGUCUCAGAGCGUACUGGGAUGACAAGAGGGCCCGCAUGGACAGGAUUGAGGUCCCGGCCUACAUCUUGGGCAGCUAUUCGACGAUGCUUCACACCAUUGGGAGCUUCAGAGGUUUUGAAGAGAUUCCUCACCAAAAUAAAUGGAUGGUGACUCAUGCUACGCAAGAGUGGUUCGACCUAUACAGCCAAGAACGUACCGAUGACUUGCAAAAGUUCUUCGACCGCUACGUGAAAGGCAUCGACAACGGGUGGGAGAAGACUUCGCCGGUAAGGCUGGCCGUGCUCGGCUACAACAAGCCACCCGUGAUCGAUCUCCCUUUUGACUCUCUUCCUUGGCUAUCACCGAGUGCCACGAACACGGAACUCCAGCGUCUUUACUUGGGCGCCGACAAAACGCUGCAGCAUUCCAACAACACCGAUACCGCAACCCUUGGCUAUGAGGGCACGGAAACCAUGGUCUUCACGCACACCUUUUCCAAGUCUACGCAGCUGCUGGGCCCAACCAAGCUCGUGGUCCAUGUAUCCUGCCCCUCGGCUACAGACUUUGACGUCUACGCUCAGAUUCGCAAACGAGAUGCAAGCGGCAAAGACCUCGAGCAUAUCAACAUUCCCCUCGAGGCACUCCCCGUGUCUGAUCCCAAGGAAAUCCCCAGCAUCAACCCGCUCAAAUACCUAGGACCCAACGGCAAGCUCCGCGCCUCCAAGCGCAAGGUCGCGCCGGAGCUGUCGCCCAACUACUGGCAGACGCUAGCCCACGACGAAGACAUUGAGGUCAAGGCGGGCGAGAUCGUCAAGAUGGAGGUCUGGAUAUGGCCCACUGCCAUACAGUUUGAUGCCGGGGAGCAGUUGGCGCUCAAGAUCACCGGCUCUGAUAGUCUGGUGUUGCCAGAGUUUGAGUUCCUGGCCGAGAAGCCGAAGAAUGCUGCUGGUCAGGUUGUCCACUUCGGCGGAGAGUACGAGAAUUACUUGGAGGGGCAUUGGCAUGAUUGA